Ambispora leptoticha is the source of this 709-nucleotide messenger RNA. NCBI's taxonomy places the organism in Eukaryota, Fungi, Glomeromycota, Glomeromycetes, Archaeosporales, Ambisporaceae. The record is from the annotation of a GenBank genome assembly.
AUGUCCGAUCAAUUUGCCAAAACGCCAAACGUUGGAAGAACACAAAAAAAUUAUCAAUUUAGAAAUUGGGCGGAUACGUUUAGGUGUAUCCCUGAAUUGUAUUUUAGACCAGAGUCGGAGGAUGAAAUUGUCAAUAUUGUAAAUCUCGCGCGGGAAAAUCAUAAAACUGUAAAAGUCGUUGGAGCUGGUCAUUCGCCAUCAGAUUUAGCUUGUACGAAUGAAUACAUGAUAAAUUUGGAUGACCUAAAUCAUGUAUUAGAGUUUGAUCCAAAAUCACUAAUAGUAACCGUCGAAGCAGGAAUUCGAUUGUUUCAGCUAAAUCAAGAACUCAAAUGGCGUGGAAUUGCGUUAAGAAGUCUUGGCUCGAUUUCGGAUCAAAGUAUUGCGGGAGCUAUCAGUUCCGCUACUCAUGGCACCGGGAUAAAUUUUGGGAAUCUUUCAACUCAGGUUAUUGGUUUGACACUGGUAACAGCUUCUGGCCAAAAAAUAUCUUGUUCCAAAGAAAAGAAUACCGAAAUAUUUAAAGCGGCACUUUGUAGCAUAGGAGCCCUAGGCAUUAUUACGCGUGUCACAAUACAAUGUGAAGCGGAAUUUCGUCUUGAGGCUGAACAGAAACCAAUCAAACUUGACGCAAUAUUAAAUGAUCUAGAGAAAGUCGUGUACUCGGCGGAGCAUGUCAGGUUCUGGUGGUUUUCACCUACGGAUGACU